This is a messenger RNA of Rangifer tarandus platyrhynchus (Svalbard reindeer), 392 nucleotides long. NCBI's taxonomy places the organism in Eukaryota, Metazoa, Chordata, Mammalia, Artiodactyla, Cervidae. The record is from the annotation of a GenBank genome assembly.
AUGGAAACCCACCUCUCCCCCAGGGUGCUGCUUCCCUGGCAGCCUGCUCUCAUAUCCCCUACACCUGGCCAGGAGACAGGUAUCUGCCAGAGGCUGCUUCUGAGCCAACCUUCCUCGUGCUUUCAAAAAAUCCCUGGGCUCCAAAGUUCAGGCCAUCAGGCUGCACCACUGGCUACUCUGGGUCAUUCCUCCUCUCUCCUUCCUGGAAGACUUAAGCUUCUUAAUCCCACUCCUUCCAAUACUACUCCUGGGAGAUUCUGGGUGACUCCAGUAUCCGUGUACAUAGUCCUCACAGCACCUUGGCCUCAGGGUCCCUUAACUUCCCUUCCUUCACAGAGUCUCUGUCAGUACCCACUCCCGUGGGCACGCGCCCAGCACUGUCCAGUAGGACU